AUGCGCUUCUUGCGCAAGGAGGUCUUGGAAAAGCGAUCCGACAUCCAUGAGAUCCACAUCUUUGUCACAGAUGUGAAUGAUUUUUAUGGCAGCAACGAGACCUCCAGCGACCCGCAGAUUUUCCUUCACUUCGCGGUUCAAGAUGGGCGUGUCCCGCUGCCAGCUGCAGAUGUGGUGAUGGGGAUGCAUCCUGAUUGCAGUUCCUCAUUUCUCACCAGCUUCUGGGGCUACUACCAGGCGCCGUGGGCUGGUUGCGCUGAUGGCCAGCGGACCGCCACUGACCGGGACCCUCGAAGCGUACUACUACAUGUGGCAAGAGAUCCUACGCACGGCCCUCACGAGUGCGCCUGUGGCGAUUUUUGCCAAUCUGUGGCUGGAAGAGUCCAUCGAGGUGCAAAGUGUGGCACGCCAUCAAGGCAUGGUGGUGUCGCCUGCCCUAAAGAAUCGACCCUACUAUGGUCAAACGGUGACAGCACCGCUGACUUCAAACUGCAGGGACAGGCAGCCUUUUCAUUAUCUCGUCGAGCUCCAAGACGACGCAUCUCCAUGGCUCAUGGCUCCAUCUCCGGUUCCCCUGGGACCCGACAUGACCCGACCCGACGCGGUGCCAAGGUCAUUGCACAGCAAGCUCCGUGGGUGAAGCGCAUUGAGGCCGGAAAAGGGGCCUGGAUGCAGUCAGCAGUAUAG
Messenger RNA from Cladocopium goreaui, 687 nucleotides. NCBI's taxonomy places the organism in Eukaryota, Dinophyceae, Suessiales, Symbiodiniaceae. The record is from the annotation of a GenBank genome assembly.